AUGGCAGAUGGAACACCUCCAGCACGAGACCAGCCAAUAUUGGGCUAUCCAACACAAGGCGUUGACUAUGUUGAGUACACAUAUGGACAGAUCGACACUUUCACAGAUGCCGCCGCUCGUCAGUUGGCAUCGCAGUUACCAUUACGACCAGAUUCGACUAGCGAGGAAACAGCAGUAGCGAUUCUAGGACCAUCUUCACUGGACUACUUCACUACUGUACUCGCAUUGAGCAGGCUGGGCUUUACUGUCCUGUUUCUGUCAACGAGGAUAUCCGAAGCCGCCUAUGUCUCUCUUCUCCAGUCCACCAAAUGCUCGAACAUCUGCAUAGACCCUAGUUUUGCAAAGACAAUAGCCAAUGUUAAGGCACAGGUAUCAAGCUUGAAUGUGCUUGGGGUCGUGCCACAAUCCCUAUACGAUACAGUCGAAGCAGAUGUGUCGGAUCAGCUCUUUCCUCAACAAAACCUUGAUCUGGACGAAGAAAGCAAGAAAAUCAGCUGGAUCAUUCACUCUUCUGGAUCUACUGGUUUGCCGAAGCCUAUCUACCAGACUCAUGGAGCGGCGCUUAAGAAUUACGAGAAUAAUAUGAACAUGAAGGGCUUCAUCACAUUACCUCUUUUUCACGCACAUGGGUUGAGUAGUGUCCUAAGGGGAUUCACUUCCAACAAGUUGAUUUUCAUGUACAAUGCCUCAUUGCCGCUGACGAGCCAGUACUUGCUCGAUAUUGGUCGAAGAUACUCUUUCGAGAUCUUCUAUGGUGUUCCUUAUGCACUUAAGCUUCUUAGCGAGAGCGAGGAGGGUGUUCAAAUGCUUACCAGAAUGCAAGUCGUCAUGUUUGGUGGAUCUGCUUGUCCUGAUGGUCUCGGAGACUUGUUGGUCGAGCACGGUGUGAACCUCAUCAGUCAUUACGGCACCACAGAAACAGGUCAGCUCAUGACUUCCUUCAGACCAAGCGGCGACAAAGCGUGGAAUUAUGUUCGUGUACAUGACAAACUUCAACCUUAUGCACGAUUCGAGGAAAGAGGUGGCAAUCUCUACGAACUGGUCAUAACACAAGGGUGGCCAUCAUUGGUUGCGACAAACAGAGACGAUGGCGCUUAUGCUACGAAAGAUCUCUUUGAACCACAUGCAACCAUCGAACAUGCCUGGAAAUAUGGCGGGAGACUGGAUGACACAAUUGUCCUCAUGAACGGCGAGAAGGCGAUACCAAUCCCCAUGGAAAUGGCUGUCCGUCAAAAUUCACUCGUCAAAGAUGCAGUUAUCUUCGGAUCGGGCAAAGCGAGUCUAGGCAUGAUGAUUAUUGCUUCUGAGGCUGGUGCGGAGAUUGAUGCUGAGACUUUGGUUGAUAGACUCUGGGAAUCAAUCGAGAAGGAGAACGAAUCAACCGCUGCCUACGCCCAGAUAACUCGAGACACCAUAACUGUUCUGCCUGCUGGCACAGUCUAUCCACAAACUGAUAAGGGGACACUGAUCCGACAAGCAUUCUACAAGUCUUUCGCAGCUCAGAUCGAAGCUGUCUAUCAAAAACUCGAGGCCUCUACGAGUGGUACCCUGGUUCUCAGUGAAGCGGAGCUGAGAGACUAUCUGCGAACGAACAUUGCAAGACUUGUACCCGGAAUUGACGUCGCUGAAGUCUCUGACAACACAGAUCUGUUCUCACUCGGCGUCGAUUCUCUCCAGUCAAGCAGAUUACGCGGCACGAUCCUGCAGGAAAUUCAGCUCAAUGGCAAUGUACUACCACAAAACAUCGUCUUCGAACAACCAAGUAUAGCCAAGCUUGCAGCAGCCAUAAUCAGCAUACAACAAGGUGGUGCUUCAACUACCGCAAACGACAACGUGGAGGAAGAGAUGCAGAGACUGAUUGAGAAGCACAGUAUCUUCCCUGCACACGUUCCUUCGAUCAACGAACCGAGUAGCAAGAUCGUUGUCGUAACUGGUGCCACAGGGUCUCUAGGUGCUCAUGUGGUGGCACAACUUGCACGCAAGUCUGAUAUUUCGGAAGUUUGCUGUCUUGUUCGAGCGCCAUCUCAGGAGGCUGCUAUGAGUCGUGUCCUUGUUUCCCUUGGUGACCGAGCGGCUCUUCACCAGCUUUCGCCUCGGCUGCGCAGGAAGAUCACGGCAUAUCCAUCGAACUUUGCUCGGGAAGAUCUUGGCCUCGAUGCCAAUGUCUACAGCCAUCUCAAGUCAGGCAUUGCGUCUCUCAUCCAUUGUGCCUGGUCAGUCAACUUCAAUAAGCGUCUGAGCAGUUUCGAAGACGACUGUAUUGCUGGUGCACGCAAUCUAAUGCUCCUCUGCCUUGCUGCACAAACACCAAAACCAGCAUCGUUCAACUUCUGCUCCUCAGUCAGCACAGUCGCUCGAACUCCUGGCCCGAUCGUGCCUGAAGCCCUUCCAGAGUCUCUGGCAUGCGCACAAGCCAUGGGCUACGCCCAAUCUAAGCUCGUGACGGAACACAUCAUCGCCAAGGCAGCACAGCAAACAGAUAUGGCAGCACGAGUCCUGCGUGUUGGCCAAAUCGUCGCUGAUCAAACGCACGGCAUCUGGAACGACACUGAAGCCAUUCCCCUCAUGCUACAGGCUGCAACCACCAUCGGCGCCCUACCUACCCUUAACGAACGCCCACGAUGGCUUCCAGUCGACGUAGUCGCAAGCUCAGUCAACGACAUCUCCCUCUCCGGCUCCUCCAAAGCAUUCUUCAACGUCGUCAACCCCAACACCUUCCACUGGACACAAGACCUCCUACCAAAUCUCAAACAAGCAGGCCUAACAUUCGAAAAAGUCCCACAACGCGAAUGGAUCCAGCGUCUACGUGAAUCAAAUCCAGACGUCGAGGCAAAUCCUACUUUUAAGCUCGUCGAGUUCUUCGCGAGCAAGUACGACCACGACAGGGAGGCGAAAGCGGGUCUUGACUAUGAGACCAAGGCUGUUGAGGAACUAUCUCCUGCGAUCAGGGAUUGUGCUGCUUUGACGCAAGAUCUGGUGAAUAGGUUUGUGAAGCAGUUCUUGAUGACUUCUUGGAGCGUAUGA
Lithohypha guttulata is the source of this 3024-nucleotide messenger RNA. RefSeq names its product putative NRPS-like protein biosynthetic cluster. Lineage: Eukaryota; Fungi; Ascomycota; Eurotiomycetes; Chaetothyriales; Trichomeriaceae. Gene Ontology annotation, molecular function: phosphopantetheine binding. The transcript has 2 exons. Bases 1 to 3024 code for a protein of 1007 amino acids. The record is from RefSeq and is a predicted model, not a curated record.